ACCGGAAGUAAAUCAGAAGUCUAAGUACCGGUGUCUCUUGUUCGCUUACCGGUACAAAAAACAGGACACUCCUUAGGGGGAGGCCUGUAUCGUCCUUGGAACCUGACCUGACCUACUUCUGUCUUGCUUUGCUUUGUGAAUACUUGGUAGAAAAUUGCACUUUGUCGAUUUCCGUGUUAUCGAAAACUUUCGUGGAACCAGCGUUUGAAUAACACUGAACUGAACAGUUGGCUUUGAACGAGUCGCCAUCAACAGCCCUCAACUACCAGCUCCCACCUUGUGUGAUCGACACAGCAGGUCACUGGCUGGUAACUCGGUACAUCACAGGGCCUACGAACUUAGUAGCAGGUCGGUGUAUGGUGUAACUGAUCGUCAGUCCCGAUCUAUGAACCUCCUCUCGCGUUUCUUCAAGAGUUCAUCCUUUAUCCUCGUUAAACGAAGUAGAUACUACAAGCCCUUUCUCGAUCCAAUGAAACCGCCUGGAACAAUUUCGAUUACUGUCUUGGGUUCCGGCUCCAAUGGUGGCGUUCGUUCUCUCUUACUGAAUACGGGUACCACUCGAUACUUGAUUAACUGCGGAGAGGGGACACAACGUGCCCUGACAGAACACAGAUCGAAAGCUGCUCGUCUACAUCACGUUUUCUUCACCCAAAUGUCGUGGGAUUGUGUCUCAGGCCUCUUGGGAAUCGCAUUGACUGCCAGAGCGGCUGGUGUCAAGAAGCUUACAGUUCAUGGUCCACCACAAAUAGAAGAAUGGAUGGGCGUGAGUCGGCAUUUCGCGGAUUGCGAGACAACUGAUAUUGUGUCCAGCGAAAUCCUUUCUACACCAUUUGUCGAUAAUGCUUUCAAGGUUCAGGUAUUCCCCACGACCGUGACGCCAUCCCUUCGGGAACCAGAUUCCAAACGCGCCAAAUUAGAAAUCGAUGAUACAGCAUGUCGCACAACUUACGCUUAUUAUUUUCAGCCGAUACAACCACGUUUGAAACUCGACAAGGACAAAUGCUUGGCACUCGGACUUCCAAGGUCUGUUUUGGAAUCACCUGCUGUGCGGUGCUUAUUAGAAGGUGAAGACCUGAAGCUUUCUGGUGGAUUGCUGAUCUCAGCUGAUGAGGUCACUUCACCCGCUCCGUUUACCCCAAAUUUCUUGGUUUUGGACUGCCCGAACUCGGAUUUUAUAUCCGCACUAUCGGACAACCAGAACCUGUUGCACGCACUAGUGACACCGCCAAAGGAGGGAAAUUUGUACGCUGGAGUCUCUCUGAUUAUACAUCUUAUCCCUAAAGGAAUAUUCUAUUCAUCGGAGUACCAAACACUUGUUAAACGACUGACCGAUUGGCUGGAAAUGCACCCCAUCAGUGUAGCUGGAUCGGAUCCGUCGUUGACUUCCAGGCUGCAACAUUUGGUCGUCGACGGGAGUGGCUGUAUUCCACCAGUCUCUGGUAUCUACUCACAGUCCACUAUUCUCCAUCACUUCUUCGACCGUGACGUGUACCCCUUGCUGUUCGACAUGCAAUCGGAAACGCAACAAAAGGCUAUCUCGGAAGCGGUCAAAGAACACACAGAUCCGUUCGCUCCUGUCGUCUUUGCCCAAUCUCAAAUGCAGUACUGCUGUCGACCUUGGAAUGGGUUUGUCACUCCUGAAUAUGAAGAAUUCGAGAUGUCCCGACUGUUGGAUGAGGCCUUCGAUCCUCUCUAUGUCACACGUGAGGAGGCUGAAUGCGAAUUCCGCAAGAUGCACACCACUGUCGCAGAAAGUUGCCCCACGAUAUCUUCAGAAACUUACCCCGAGAUCACUUUCUUGGGUACCGGCUCAUCUUCCCCGAACAAGUACCGCAAUAUAAGUUGCAUCCUCAUCCAGCUGAAUUCCGACGACUACAUCAUGUUGGACUGCGGCGAAGGCAGCUUAAAUCAGCUUUACGCCCUGCAUGGUCCUGUGAAAGGCGAUUCCAUAUUGCGGCAAUUGCGGCUAAUUUUGGUGACUCACAUGCAUGCAGAUCACCACGGGGGCGUCCUCUCUGUGGCCAUUUCCCGCGCUCGCCUUCUUCAGCAGAAUUCGGAGACUCCGUCUUCUAACCUGUCAUUUUUGUCACUGCCCGUUCUUGCUCCUCCAGCUUUCUCUCGCUGGAUGACGCGGUUUCAUGAGCUGUACUCCCACCACCCCUUUGUCAAUUUGUACAUAGUGCCUUAUUUGUACGAAUCCCCAUCCCCGACCCCGAUAUGUCCGAUUAAAUCCAACAGUCCGCUUGCCACAGAGUGGAGCUCACUACUGAAACGAUUAGAACUGGAGGUUCAUCCAAUCAAGGUUCCGCACACAGGCUCUUCAUGGGCCUAUUUACUCCGCGGUCAACGAAUUUCAUCCCCUGAUCACACCGGUGAUGGUUCUCAUCAUUGGAGCCUCGUCUAUUCCGGGGACACACCCGAAUGUCCCGAUCUAGUGGAGGGUGGAAAGCAUUGCGAUCUGCUCAUCCAUGAGGCUACCAUGAUAGAUGAACACGAAGACUUGGCUGUGCGGGCCAAACACAGCACCCUUAGCUCUGCUAUCAGAACUGGUGAACGGAUGGACGCCCGUUUCACACUCCUGACCCACUUCAGCCAACGGUAUGGCCGAUUGCCCAUGUUAGACACUUUCAGCAAAAAUGUGGCAACCGCUUUCGAUUUCAUGAAGAUCAAAUUCAGCGACCUACCCAGACUCUCCUACUACGUCCCAUAUUAUAAAUACGCUUUCAGAAAACACUGGGAUACACAACAAGCCAAAACAGAGGCAUACACUUGGCGUAAAUAUCGCAAUGAACACCUCCCAAACGAGGCAAAUGGUGCUGUACGAGAAAUGCCGAAACAGCUGCAACAGUCAGUUGCCGAGUGAUAUUGUAGUUAGCUCCCCACCCACCCUUUCUACAUUGCUACGCGGUCUCAUUCUUUUUCCGACUCCGCAACAGAUUGUGGCCGGUGUUGUCCCGCCUCAGGAUUACAGUCACAUUCUCACUCCUUUCCCCGGUAACGGUAAUAAAUGAAGUGACUCCGAAUUGUAUUUCUUGUUACGACUUGAUGAAUUUGCGACAGACAUGGUUUACGUAUCCGACUGGGAUUUCCGUCUG
Dicrocoelium dendriticum is the source of this 3095-nucleotide messenger RNA. Lineage: Eukaryota; Metazoa; Platyhelminthes; Trematoda; Plagiorchiida; Dicrocoeliidae. The record is from the annotation of a GenBank genome assembly.